AUGUGUAUGCUUGAUGUUGAGCACCAGUGCCGGAUGGAUAUCCGGGCUUGUAGGACGUCUGCACAUUUUCACUGCAUUGAGUGCAAUGUUACCAUCAUAAGAAAGGACCAGUUUAAACUACAUAUCAGCAGUCACCAAUCACCAGACUUUGCACCAGCCACCACCACACAGUGUCCACCGUCAGCACCAGCCACCACCACACAGUGUCCACCGCCAGCACCAGCCACCACCACACAGUGUCCACCGCUAGCACCAGCCACCACCACACAGUGUCCACCAUCAGCACCAGCCACCACCAAGCAGUGUCCUGCCUCUGCUGAUGCCUCCGUAGUGCCACCGCCUCCACCACUCAUUUGCAAGAAUAGAGAAUCAGUGGUGUGUCCACACUGUGCUCAAAUUUUAAACAGAAGAAAUUUGCGAGUACAUCUCCAGAGACGCCACACACCAAUAAAACCGGACAUCACCGCCCAACACCACCUGAACUGCCAAUGCAUCGACUUUGAUAAUGGUGUAUUUGCAGCUGUAAAAUCAUUUGCCACCCCCAGCACACCAGUACAUGUCAUCAAGAGUACUUGGGGGCAAAACCAGAAAACCCAGUGUGAGAUGGACAUCUGCAAGAUAAAUAUGGACUGUGCAGAGCGCUCCAAUUUGAGAACAUUUGAAUGUCCUCACAUUCAAUCCCUCUCAUACUGCCCUCCGGCAGCGCAAAUUCAUUCUGCUCUAUCAGAGGAAGUUCUGCAGCAGAUGGUGGAAGAGAAGUGGUUUGGGCAGGACAAGAAAGACAGGUGUCUGGCACAGCAGAGGGCUGCCGUGGAGGCUGGGACUCCACUCUCCUGUGUAGUUAGCGUCUCCGGUCCUCCUUCUAAGAAAUAUUUGUCUGUUUUUGAGCCAACAGUGGCAUACUACAGCAGGCUUGGUCGGGUCAUGGUCAGCUUUGAUACUAACAAAAUAACUUGGCACUGUCCAUGCGCGAAGCCCCGUCAGUCCUGCAUCCAUAAGUAUGUUGCCAAGUGGCAUUUAUUUCAGACAGAUCAGGGACUUUUUAGGAAAACUUGAGGCAGAC
Messenger RNA from Sander lucioperca (pikeperch), 1063 nucleotides. RefSeq lists its product as uncharacterized. The record is from RefSeq and is a predicted model, not a curated record. NCBI's taxonomy places the organism in Eukaryota, Metazoa, Chordata, Actinopteri, Perciformes, Percidae. The transcript is spliced from 2 exons. Bases 1 to 1056 code for a protein of 351 amino acids.